Molecule: messenger RNA, 771 nt
Organism: Poeciliopsis prolifica (blackstripe livebearer)
Lineage: Eukaryota; Metazoa; Chordata; Actinopteri; Cyprinodontiformes; Poeciliidae
Gene: rbp5
Product: retinol binding protein 1a, cellular
Exons: 4
Coding region: 295-711 (138 amino acids)
Biological process (GO): fatty acid transport
Cellular component (GO): nucleus; cytosol
Molecular function (GO): fatty acid binding
Source: RefSeq, a predicted model, not a curated record
AACUCCCAGCCUAAAGUCUCUGCGUUGCUCUGCUCAGGUUUAACGCAGAUUAGAGUCGCUGCAGACCUUCAGCUUUGGUUCAGCUGAGAACAUCACCGCGUCCUUCAAUCCCGCUCAACAGGGGGGGAAAAACUUUUCAUUUUUACGCACAAACCCGUCCAAAAAGCGUUCUUCUGCGGAAGGUUACGCAAGAGAAAGUGAUAUCUACUAGGGAGGCUCGAUUGGAGGAAAAAAAAAAAAAACGGGAACAAAGAAAAGCACAUAUUUAAGUUUCACAAGGAGCAACAGGAAAAAAUGUCCAAACCCAAUUACUCCGGGACGUAUCAUCUGGUGGAGCAGGACAAUAUGGACACCUAUCUGGCAGCUUUAGAUAUUAAUUUCGCCCUGAGGAAGAUUGUUUGUCUGCUGAAACCCACUAAGGAGAUCACCCACGACCCGGCCACGGGGGCCAUGAAGAUCAGAACCCUCACCACUUUCAAGAACUUCAACAUGGACUUUACCAUCGGGAAAGAGUUCACGGAGGACCUGGGACCUGUGGACGGCCGUACCUGCCAGACUACAGUGAGCUGGGAAGGAGACAAACUUGUUUGUGUACAGAGAGGAGAGAAAGAGGGACGAGGCUGGACCCACUGGCUGGAAGGCAACAAGCUCCAUUUGGAGAUGAGAGUUCAAGGCAUCGUUGCCAAGCAAGUCUUCCAGAAGGCCGAUUGAAGUUGCUGAAAAUCUGCUGCAACACAGCUUGGUAUUAAAGUAGACGGUACAAGAACUGAA